Messenger RNA from Olea europaea var. sylvestris, 420 nucleotides. RefSeq lists its product as uncharacterized. The transcript has 3 exons. NCBI's taxonomy places the organism in Eukaryota, Viridiplantae, Streptophyta, Magnoliopsida, Lamiales, Oleaceae. The annotation marks the transcript as partial. The record is from RefSeq and is a predicted model, not a curated record.
AUGUUCACAAAGAAAAGAAAGCUUCCAGAGUUUGAAACCGUGGCAUUAACUGAGGAAAGUAGUGCAAGAGUCCAGAGAAAAUUACCUCCUAAAUUGAAGGAUCCAGGGAGUUUUACUUUACCAGUUUCAAUUGGAAAUUCCUAUUCAGCUAAGGCAUUGUGUGACACUGGUACUAGUAUCAAUCUAAUGUUGUAUUCUGCUUAUAGGAAAUUGGGACUAGGUGAAGUCAACUCAACAUCAAUAACACUACAACUCGCUGAUGGAACAAGGCCACGUGGCAAAGUUGAGGAUGGAAGUUUGGAGAUAAUUGUGGAUUUCGUGUGUGUUAAUUUUUGUGUGGAUUAUCCCAAUGAGGACAACUUUAAAAAUCUCAUUGUGAAUCGUCUCUUCAUAGCCUUUAUGACUCCAGUGAUUAAGCUU